Messenger RNA from Alosa sapidissima (American shad), 3227 nucleotides. It is a transcript of the gene cacng4a, whose product is annotated as voltage-dependent calcium channel gamma-4 subunit. Gene Ontology annotation, molecular function: channel regulator activity; voltage-gated calcium channel activity. Gene Ontology annotation, cellular component: AMPA glutamate receptor complex; postsynaptic density membrane. Bases 393 to 1454 code for a protein of 353 amino acids. Gene Ontology annotation, biological process: neurotransmitter receptor internalization; neurotransmitter receptor transport, postsynaptic endosome to lysosome; positive regulation of synaptic transmission, glutamatergic. The record is from RefSeq and is a predicted model, not a curated record. Lineage: Eukaryota; Metazoa; Chordata; Actinopteri; Clupeiformes; Clupeidae. The transcript has 4 exons.
GUGGUUAGAGUAAAAGACGUUGCAACGUUUUGUGAAUCAAUUCAUUCGAGUUUGAGUGUGCAAUUCGUUCUUAAGAAGAAACGUGGGAUUUUGAAAAGAAGCCUACAAUUUCUUUUACAUGUUUGCGUUGUGGGGGAAUAAUGGAAGGAUUUGCGGAUUUUUUUACUGACAAGAUAUGUGUGUGUUGUUUGUUGUUUGACUAAGAAAAAAGUACCCCUGAAGUUGAUGAGUAAGGCGUGCCCGGCAGCUCUAAGUCUGAAACAUGGAUAAAACUGAAAGAUACAAAGAUGAAAGUAAAGUUCUGAGUUCAAGUGUGACUUCAUUUGGAAUUGUGUGAUGAGGCGCAUUAUUUUUGCCAUUGAGUGAACUGACCAGGGUUAGUAUGAAGUGACAUGGCGCGGUGUGACCGUGGGAUUCAAAUGCUACUGACCACCUUAGGCGCGUUCGCCGCCUUUAGUUUGAUGACAGUUGCCAUCGGCACGGACUACUGGCUCUACUCCCGUGCGUACAUCUGUAACGCCACGAACAUCACAUCGGACGAAACUCAGAUGCAACCUAAGAAAACUAAGGGCGAUCUCACGCACUCUGGUCUCUGGAGAAUAUGUUGUAUUGAAGGUAUGUACCAAGGAAGCUGUUUUCGGAUCAACCAUUUUCCGGAUGAAAACGACUACGACACGGACAACUCGGAGUACAUUUUACGCAUCGUCCGAGCCUCCAGUCUGUUCCCCAUCCUGAGUGCCAUCUUGCUGCUGCUUGGCGGUCUGUGUGCGGGCGUCGGACGCGUCUACAGCAGCAACAACAACAUCGUGCUCAGCGCCGGCAUCCUGUUUGUGGCAGCAGGCCUCAGCAACAUCAUCGGCAUCAUUGUUUACAUCUCCAGCAACACGGGCGACCCGAGCGACAAGAAGGACGAGGACAGGAAGAGCACGUACACCUACGGCUGGUCCUUCUACUCGGGCGCGCUCUCCUUCAUCGUGGCCGAGACCGUCGGCGUGCUGGCCGUCAACAUGUACAUCGACAAGAACAAGGAGGAGCACAUGAAGGCGCGCCGCGACUUCCACAAGUGCCCGUCGUCCUCGUCGGCGCGGCAGCCCUGCUCCUCGUCCUCGCCGUACACGCGCAUCCCCAGCUACCGCUACCGGCGCCGGCGCUCGCGCUCCAGCUCGCGCUCCACCGAGCCGUCGCGCGACGCCUCGCCCGUGGGCCUCAAGAUGGCCGCCUCGGCCUCGGCGUCCUCCUCGCUGCCGCUGGCCGACAUCUCCAUGUACACGCUGGGCCGCGAGCACCACAUGCAGGGCGCCGGGGCCGGGCCGGGGGCAUCGCUGGGGGCCUCGCUGGGGGCCAUGGGGCCCUACAGCCCCCAGAGGGAGCCGCCGGGGUUCCUACAGGUGCACAACUGCUUCCCCAAAGACACACUCAAGGACACCCUCAACCGCCGUACCACGCCCGUAUGAGAGGUGGGGGGGAAACGACGACGGCGGCCUUGAGAGACGAUGCGUUCUCUCUUGUACUGGACGUCGAUGUCUCUGUAGGGUGCUGUGCUGUGAAGGGGUGAUCUUAAAACAAAGCACAAAAUAUGGUGGACAGAGUAUUGGCCGUACCAAGAAGACAGAAAAGUCGGCGUUAGACUAAUACAAUUGUAGCAUCGGACAGAUACUACGCAGGUGGAUUGCUUUGCUCUAUAGAACUACAUUAAGUCAGAAUUGUUUAUGUAGCAAUAUUCUUUUUUUAGAGAUUGAACAGUAAAACUACUAGUGUUCUGCUAAAGAACCCUAAUGGUGUUUUGUAGUGCGGGACAGCAUUGUCAUUGUUUUGGCCACUGUACUAACAUUGCAAGGAAACCGGUGCUAAUAUUACUGUUGGAUCAGAGUAACCCUGUCCACUCAUAGUUGCAUUGGACUUAUCCACGGGGCCAUGUGGGAUUCUGUGAUGGACUGAACAAAGACAUUUUGUACACCCUGCUUUGAGCCACUGCCAUAUAUAUAUAUAUUCUAUGUGUUUACAGCCCUUCUUAAAGCUAUGAAGUUGUGUUGGUUGGAGCUGGUGAUUGAUGCUGUGAUUCCUACUCUGUGCAUUGAACAUUCCAAACACUGAAGAUAUGACUCUUUAUCUUUAUCUGCUCAGGGAAGUUGUUGAUGACUGCUUGACUAAAAAGGGAACAAUUUUAAUCUUAAGGUCUAUAUACAGUAUAUAUAUAUAAAUAUACUCAUGUAUGUGUUGUUAUGGGCCCACGUGCUAUAUGUGUACUGUGUUUCUUUCACCCCAUAACUGAAUCCACAAAGAGCAUGGAAGUAAGUCAGUUGCUGUUGUCCUCUUACUUUAUUUUCCCACUUUACUCCUUCUCAGUUAUUGUAAACAGCAAAAUUGUGCCCUUUCUUUCUCUGGAGCCAAUCCUUUUGGCAUCACAAAACUUGAACAGGGUUAAGGAUGGACACACACACACACACACUCACACACAGUCUGAACACUGGUCUCGUUCGCACCCUCGAUGCUUAUGCUGUGCACCAGACAUAUUUUCUCACUAAUGAGGCUAGCCAGCUUGCCUGUGAGACCUGCUAGACUUUAUUCACAUAGGAUAGGGCAAACGUGAUGAGGCUAAAAAGAUGAACGUUCACACACUUCAAUGGUAAGAUUGCCUCACCUCACUCUGAAAAGUGCCCCUGUCCCCACCACUUGGAGCCAGGGGAGGACUGGGGCGAUGAUAUCUUGGCUGGAACCGAAAAGCAUCCAAUUCUCUGUCGGCCUACUGAAUUCGUGCAAUUUCAUAAAUGGCAUCUUCCCAAUGGAUAUUGAUUGCUACACAUCUUUCUUUAAAGUGAACAAGAGCAAGAGCCUCAGUGUGUGUGUGUGUGUGUGAGCCAGUGAGAGGGAUGUGGUGGAGGUCUGCAGGAGAUGUAGUCUCAGCUCUUAAAAGGGCAUGAAUGAGUCAUGAUCAGUCGUGUCUGCUGGGCCCUUUCUUUGGAGUAAUGGCCUCUUUUUGGCAGGAAACACUCCCGUAAAUCAUUUCUUCCUGCUACCGAAGCGCCGGCCAAGUGGUAAUGUGUCUCUUCAGUCCUGCUGUAAAGCAUUUUACCAACACUGUCUGUCCUCUCUUCAUGCCCACACCUUCACUGAGGCAGAUGUAGGAGAGUAGCCAUGUUUAGCGAGGAUAAAAGAUGGAUCUCUUAGUGAUAGCAUUUGAGACUGAGUGAUGUUCAAAAUUCAUUACGUUCUCAGACAUGUGCUCU